GUCAACAAUCGACGAGAGCUGCCGCACACAGUGCCUGAUCAGAUCCAGACGCGUUCAAAUGUUUGUUUUCUGCUGAAUAACAUCGCUAAAAUUCGCGUUAAACGUAUUAGGAAAUAUCAGCCCGUGUAAUCCCUCUGGGGUUGUUUAGUUUUGGUGUUUUCUUGUGUUGUUUCGGGGUUUUCCCGCGGGCAGCUGAGAGCGCCGCCCGAGUGUUUUGGCGUCGGAUAAACAUGGCGGAGCUGAAGCACAGUGCAGAGCUGAAGAUCAUUGGCUCUUAGAUCCGCAGAGAGUGUGCAGCAUCAGCAGUCUGUCAGAGUUGAUGAUUCAGCAGGAGAAGCCGUUAGCGGGCAGCAUGCCGGUGGUUUGGCCCACGCUGCUCGACCUCAGCAGAGAUGAGUGCAAGCGAAUCCUGCGCAAACUGGAGCUGGAAGCGUACGCCGGUGUGAUCAGCGCUCUGCGUGCUCAAGGAGAUCUCACCAAAGACAAGAAGGAGCUGCUGGGAGAACUCACUCGAGUGCUGAGUAUCUCGACGGAGCGUCACCGAGCGGAGGUGCGCAGAGCUGUGAAUGACGAGCGCCUGACCACCAUCGCGUAUCACAUGUCGGGGCCCAACAGCUCGUCGGAGUGGUCCAUCGAGGGCCGGCGGCUGGUUCCUCUCAUGCCCAGACUGGUUCCUCAGACGGCCUUCACUGUGAUGGCUAAUGCGAUGGCCAACGCGACCGCGCACCAGAACGCCUCGCUGCUGCUGCCCGCCGACACCGCCAACAAAGAAGUGGUGGUGUGUUAUUCGUACACCAGCACCACCUCCACUCCACCCAGCGCAUCGGCUCCCAGCAGCUACAGCGCAGCAGCAGCCGUCAGAUCCCCUCGACCCGCCAGCCCUGCCUCAAACGUGGUGCUGCUGCCCAGCGGGAGUACAGUCUACGUCAAGAGCGUGAGCUGCUCCGAUGAGGAUGAGAAACCUCGUAAGAGGCGGAGAACCAACUCAUCUAGCUCCUCCCCCGUGCUGCUGAAGGAGGUGCCUAAAGUGGCCACGCCCAUUUCCAAAACCAUCACGGUUCCGGUGAGCGGAAGCCCGAAGAUGAGCAACCUGAUGCAGAGCAUCGCCAACUCUCUGCCGCCGCACAUGUCUCCGGUGAAGAUCACCUUCACCAAACCCUGCACCCAGACCACCAACAGCACCACGCAGAAGGUGAUAAUCGUGACGACGUCUCCCAGCUCCAACUUCGUGCCCAACAUCUUGUCCAAGUCGCACAACUACGCGGCCGUGUCCAAGCUGGUCUCGAGCGCCGCGCUCUCCGCCUCCAGCCACAAACAGACCAUGGUGAUCUCAGCCGGCCCCGCCGCGGCCCUGGGGCCCAGUCAUGUCGCCGUGACGACCACGGUGUCCUCCACACCUUCAGUGGUGAUGUCCACCAUCGCACAGGGCGGCUCCUCCGCGGCGGUGAAGCUGUCCUCCACUCGUCUGCCGUCUCCCAAGUCUCUGGUCAGCUCUCCGUCUCAGAUCCUGCAGAUUCCUAAAGCGCAGCAGCAGACGGUGGUUCAGGCUGCGUCUCCUAAAGGCCUGCAGGCCUCCCUCUCGUCUCCUCAGAGCUCUGCCGCCGGAGCCAAACCCACCAUUCAGAUCAAACAGGAGUCUGGAGUGAAGAUCAUCACGCAGCAGAUGCAGCCCAGUAAGAUCUUACCCAAACCCUCCAGUGCAGUGCUGCCCAGCAGUAGCUCCGCCCCCAUCAUGGUGGUCAGCAGCAACGGUGCCAUCAUGACCACCAAACUAGUGUCCACUCCCACAGGCUCUCAGGCGACGUACACUCGUCCCUCCGUCAGUCCAGCGAUCGGUGCACGAGUGGCCACGUCUCCCGCCGGAGCCACGUACGUCAAGACCACCAGCGGCAGCAUCAUCACCGUCGUGCCCAAGUCUCUGGCCACGCUGGGGGGCAAGAUCCUCACCACCAACAUGGUGUCAGGAACCAGCACCAAGAUCACCACCAUCCCCAUGACCUCCAAACCCAACGUCAUCGUGGUGCAGAAGACCACCGGCAAAGGGACGACCAUCCAGGGUCUGCCGGGGAAGAACGUGGUGACCACGCUGCUGAACGCCGGGGGAGAGAAGACGCUGCAGGCCGUGCCCGGAGCCAAGCCUGCCAUCAUCACCGCGUCGCGACCCAUCACCAAAAUGAUCGUGACGCAGCCCAAGAGCCUCGGCGCCGGCGUCCAGCCGUCCACCAAAAUCAUCCCCACCAAGAUCGUGUACGGACAGCAGGGCAAAACACAGGUGUUGAUCAAGCCCAAGCCCAUGGCGUUUCAGACGGCGGUGGUCAGUGAACAGACCCGUCAGCUGGUCAGCGAGACGCUGCAGCAGGUCUCACGCAGCGCAGAAUCCGGCCAGGAGGGGGCGCACAAGGACGACUCGCCCUCGUAUACCGAGACGUCCGACAGCACUCACGCAUCUCACUCGGCUGUGUUUGAGUGUGUAAGAAGGCUGUCUCUGUGUCCAGACGCUCAUCCGGUGGUGCACCUCAUCACCUCCAGGGGGCAGGAGUGGACGGAGCAGGAGGUGUCUGUGGAGGCCAGUCCCACCAUCAUCUACCAGGACAUGACCGGAGAGUCUCAGUCGGCCACGUCCACCAUCAAAGCCCUGCUGGAGCUGCAGCAGACCAGCGUGAAGGAGAAGAGCGACGCCAGACCUCGCCAGAACACCAUCGACCUGAGUCAGAUGGCAGUGCCGAUCCCGGUGACGGAGCGGAGACAGUCCCCGGAGCCGUCGGGUCAGAGCGCCGGAGACACGGACACCGUCACAGAAUACAUCCCCAUCGGUAAAGUGUGUAAGACUGUGAUCGGAGGAGAUGUUGCUGCAUCCAGCAGCCCGAGUCCGUCAGCAUCCGCAUCCGCUGCGUCUGGACACACCACACAACAGGUGGAGGCGUGUGUGCCGCAGGUGAAGCCGCUGCAGGAGCAGAUGGUGGUGGAGGAGGGCGAGUCAGAGGGAGACACUCUGGAUCCUCAGACGGGUUUGUUCUACCGCUCGUCUCAACCCAAACCUGCAGCCGACCCGUCUGACACACCCACUUCCUCUAAGAGGGCGGAGCCUCUCACGGCCCGGGUCACCGUGCAGAGAGUGUCUGUGUCUGCGUCUGCGGCGCUCGUCUCCUCCACCCCUCCACACACACCGCAGCUGCCCAGACUGCAGCAGGCGCCCUCCUCACACAACCGGCCCAAAACACACACGCAGCUGUCGCAGCCGCCGCCGCUGCAGGCGCAUCACCCCGUGGGCUCCAGCAAGACGCCCGGCUGCAGUCAGGUGCAGCAGCCGAUCAUCACGCAGGGAGCGUCCGUCACCAAGAUCACGUUCGGCGCUCAUCAGUGUCCCCCGGUGUCCAGCAGCGGCGAGGCGUCCGUCAAGCUCCAGCCGGAGUCCAGCUCCAGUCGACCAGCGCCAGAGAAGCCCUCCGACAUCCUGAAGAUCUCCAUGAUGGAGGCGGAGAUCGAGCCCAUGGUGGUGGACUCAUCCAGUGACUGCGGCCCGCUGACCAAGACCCCGAGCGCCUCGCCGCUCAUCAGCAGCUCCAAACAGACGCUCGCUCACGGAGCCUUCGGCCGCGUCAAGAGCAAAGACCUGGACAUCAUACAGGUGAUCCCGCAGUACUCCAUCAUGCCCGACUCCAGCCAAUCAAACGUGGUGGUGGAGCCCAGCGGCUUCCUGGAGAUCAGCGACUACACCAGCCAGCGUCUGGACGAGGAGGCCGCCAUGGAACAGGAAGUGGACAGCAGCAACGACGAGGGGGCGGCGGCCAGCCCCACAGCCGACCAAUCGCAGUGAAGCCUGUGGAUUUGAUUCUUUCAGAGGAGAAAGACCUUCUGUUUGUGCUUCAUCACGUCUGUAUAGAGAACCAUGCACUGAGAUCAUGCUUUAGAACAAAACCUUACUUUAUGGAGAAUACGAUUCCUGACGGAACGAUAGGAAUGUUUGUGUUGAUUUCUACUUAAAGGGACAGGUCACCAAAAAAUAUUCAUUCUGUCUUCAUUUACUCACCUUCAAGCUGAUCAAACUUGCACGAGUAUCUUUCUUCUGUUGAACACAAAAAAGAAGAAUGGUGAUAAACAAACAGCCGCGGGUAGCUAUUGAGUUCCAUACUAGGGAAAACUACUAUGGAAGUCAAUGGGUACCAGCAAAUAUUUGGUUACCAACAUUUUUAAAAUAUAUCUGAAUUGUUGAAUACAACAGAAGAUAAUUCUUAGGGCCAUAGCAUUUACUUUUGUUAAAAAAAAAUAUUCUUUGAAGAAUGUGUGUAACCAAACAGUUGAUGGUAGCCAUUGACUUUUAUAGUAAGAAAAAAAAAAACGUUACCAGCAAAUAUUUGUUUUCCAGCAUUCUUAAAAUAUAUCUCAAGUGCUGAAGACAACAGAAGCUAUUUUACAGGGCACAUUAAAAAAAAAGUAUAUACUUUGAAGAAUGUGUAUGUAACCAAACAGUUGACGGUAGCCAUUGACUUUUAUAAUAAGGAAAAAAAAAUACUAUUGAAAGUCGGUGGGGACCAAAAUAUCUUCUGAUGUGUUUAACAAUUGAUACAAGAUAUUUCACAGGGCACUAGAAUAUAAUUUCUGUUAAAAAUCUGAAUAUAUUUUUCGAAGAAUGUUAGUAUCCAAAUAGUUGAUGGUAGCCAUUGACUUCCAUACUAGGGAAAAAUACUAUGAAAAUCAAUGUCUACCAGCAACUAUUUGGUUACUAACAUUCUUAAUAGAUAUAUAAAUUGAAAGAAGAUAUUUCAUAGGGCCUGUAAUUUGUGUUUUAAAAAUAAUAUAUAUUUUGAAGAUUGUGUGUAACCAAACAGUUGACGGUAGCCAUUGACUUUCAUAGUGGGGGGGGGGGAUACUAUGGAAGUCAAUGACAACCAAUGUUUGGCAACAUAUUUCACAGAGCCCUGACAUAUAAUUUCUGUUAAAAAUCUGAAUAGAUAUUUUGAACAAUAGUUGACGGUAGCCAUUGUAGGGAAAAAAUACAAUGGAAGUCAAUGGCUACCAGCAACUGUUUGUUUACCAACAUUCUUCAGAAUAUUCACACAGGUUUGGAACAACCUCAUGGUGAUUGAUUGAUGACAGAGUGAUCAUUUUUAGAUGCACUGUCCCUUUAAUUUAUAGUGUUAAUUAGAGCUGAUGGACUGGAAUCUUCCAGAUGAUGAUGAUGAGCACUGCUUCAUCAGGACGUUUUGUGACUCCGCCUCCGCUUGUGUUCUGCUCUCUGAUUGGUGUAAAUAGUGUUUGUGCCCUCGCUCAUGUGUCUUGUUUGAGUCUCGUUUGUGCUGGAUGCAUUUUAAUUCAUAAACUUUACUUCAAAGCUCA
Molecule: messenger RNA, 5337 nt
Organism: Cyprinus carpio (common carp)
Lineage: Eukaryota; Metazoa; Chordata; Actinopteri; Cypriniformes; Cyprinidae
Gene: emsy
Product: EMSY transcriptional repressor, BRCA2 interacting
Biological process (GO): regulation of DNA-templated transcription
Cellular component (GO): nucleoplasm
Source: RefSeq, a predicted model, not a curated record